Condylura cristata (star-nosed mole) is the source of this 1566-nucleotide messenger RNA. RefSeq names its product UDP-glucuronosyltransferase 3A2. Gene Ontology annotation, molecular function: UDP-glycosyltransferase activity. NCBI's taxonomy places the organism in Eukaryota, Metazoa, Chordata, Mammalia, Eulipotyphla, Talpidae. The transcript has 7 exons. The record is from RefSeq and is a predicted model, not a curated record. Bases 1 to 1566 code for a protein of 521 amino acids.
AUGGGGGAGCAGAGAGCUGUACUUAUCAUUGGCUUCCUACUUCCUGGACUCCUGCUUUCAGAAGCUUCCAGAAUCUUGACCCAGUCAAACUUGGGUGGAAGCCAUUAUCUACUGAUGGACCGAGUGGCUCAGAUCCUUCAAGAUCAUGGUCACAAUGUUACCAUGCUUCAUCAUGAAGGUAGUUUUAUCUCAGACUACAGCAAGAGAAAAGUAUCGUACCACGAAGUCAGCUGGACUACAACUGAAACUUUUGAAAAAGAAUUUAGAAAAAAUAUUGGCUCGAUUUUGACAGAAAAUUUUCGUGGAAGAGAAACAUUUGAAAGCCAUAUGCGUAUAAUAGGACUACAUGGGGCACAAUGUGAUUAUCUGCUAAAGAGAAAAGAUCUCAUAGAUUACUUAAAGAAUGAGAAUUUUGAUCUGGUGUUUGUUGAUGGAUUUGACUUCUGUUCUUUCCUGAUGGCUGAGAAGCUUGGAAAACCAUUUGUGGCCUUGAAUGCAUGUUCCUUUAACAUUUUGAACGCUGGCCUACCAAGCCCUAUAUCUUAUGUUCCAGCAAUGAAUUCCUUGCUAACUGAUCACAUGGACUUCUGGGGCCGAGUAAAGAACUUUCUGAUGUUCUUUGACUCCCAAAUAAAACGAUCAAAAAUCUACUCUACCUUUGACAACACCAUCAAGAAGAAUUUUCCAGAAGGCUCUAGACCAGUUUUGUCUCAUCUCUUACAGAAAGCAGAACUGUGGUUUAUUAACUCUGACUUUGCUCUUGAAUUUUCUCGGCCCCUACACCCCAACACUGUGUAUAUUGGAGGCUUACUGGCUAGCUCUGAAAAACCAGUACCACAGGAAUUUGAGAAUUUCAUCGCCAAGUUUAAAGACCAUGGUUUUGUCCUUGUGGCCUUCGGUUCUGUGGUGGACAAAUUCCUGACUCAGGAGUUUCUCAUGGAGAUGAACAGUGCAAUGGCCAGUCUCCCUCAAGGGAUUAUAUGGAAGUGUAAGGAUUGUCACUGGCCCAAAGAUAACAAGUUGGCAGCAAAUGUGAAAAUUGUAGACUGGCUUCCUCAGAAUGACCUUUUGGCUCACCCUCACAUCCGUCUUUUUGUCACCCACGGUGGGAUGAACAGCGUGAUGGAGGCCAUCGAGCAUGGGGUGCCCAUGGUGGGGGUUCCUGCCGGUGGAGACCAGCCUGACAACAUGUUGCGGGUCCAAGCCAAAAAGCUUGGUCUCUAUAUUCAUGUCGAUCAGCUGACGGCAGAGACUUUGGUUCUGAAGAUGAAGCAAGUCAUAGGAGACCAGAGGUAUAAAUCUGCAGCGGUGGCUGCCAGUGUCAUCAGGCGCUCCCACCCCCUCACGCCAGCUCAGAGGCUGCUGGGCUGGACCAACCACAUCCUCCAGACAGGGGGCGCAGCACACCUCAAGCCCCACGUCUUCGAGCAGCGGUGGUACGAGCAGUACCUGCUGGAUGUCUCCUUGUUCCUGCUGGUGGUUACCCUGGGUGCCGUGGGGGUCUGUGUGAAGCUGGUGGGCUUGGUGGUCAGGUUGUUGAGGGGCGGGAAACUGAAGAAGAUGUGA